This is a messenger RNA of Thamnophis sirtalis, 2168 nucleotides long. The record is from RefSeq and is a predicted model, not a curated record. Lineage: Eukaryota; Metazoa; Chordata; Lepidosauria; Squamata; Natricidae.
CGAUCCGGCGCCCCGCUCUCCUCCGCUUGGGAAGCCGCGCGGCUCCGGACGCAGCGCUCGCCUUCCGCCCUCGGGAGGCUCCGGAGUCGGGAAGGGAAGCGUCCACCGCCUCCUGCUCGCUUCCCCGGCGCGCUCUGCCCGUCCUCCGGCUGCCUUCUCGCCUCCUCCGCUUCAGGCGAGGCUGCCUUCUCUGGCCCGCCGCUGCCCACCGCCCGCCCGCAGGGAGAGGAAGAGGAGGGGAGCGGGAUGGAGGCCCCCGCCGCAGGUGAGCUGGCCGCCUUCCAGAAGGAGCUGCGGACCUUCAGCCUCUGGGACUACGGCGUCUUCGGCCUGAUGCUGCUGGUCUCCACGGGCAUCGGGCUCUUCCACGCACUGUCCAGGGGCGGCCAGAAGACCCCCGAGGACUUCUUCACGGGCAGCCGGGCCAUGUCGGCCCUGCCGGUGGGCCUCUCCCUCUCGGCCAGCUUCAUGUCGGCCAUCCAGGUGCUGGGCGUCCCGGCCGAGGCCUACCGCUACGGCAUGAAGUUCCUCUGGAUGUGCCUGGGGCAGAUGCUCAACUCCCUGCUCACCGCCUACCUCUUCCUGCCCGUCUUCUACCGCCUGGGGCUCACCAGUACCUACGAGUACCUGGAGCUGCGCUUCUCCAAGAAGGUCCGGCUGUGUGGCACAAUCCAGUACAUCAUUGCCACGGUGCUGUACACGGGAAUCGUCAUCUACGCCCCUGCCUUGAUCCUCAACCAAGGACCCGGCAAAGUGCCCAGAGGGCUCUCAGCUGGCUUCAGCCUGGACCCCCACAGCCGGUACACGUUCUGGACCUUCCUCUUCGGAGGGACGCUGCUCUGGCUGUCCAUGUACGGGGUCAACCAGGCCCAAGUCCAGCGUUACGUGGCCUGCAAGACGGAGAAGGAAGCGAAGCUGGCCCUCCUGGUCAACCAAGUGGGGCUCUUCGUCAUUGUCUCCUGCGCAGUCGGCUGUGGCAUUGUGAUGUUUGCGCUCUACAAGGACUGCGAUCCACUCGUGGCCGGAUAUAUUUCUGCGCCUGACCAGUACAUGCCCUACCUGGUCCUGGACAUCUUCGAGAGCUGCCCGGGGGUGCCCGGCCUCUUCCUGGCCUGCGCUUACAGUGGCACUUUGAGCACGGCCUCCACCAGCAUCAACGCCAUGGCGGCCGUCACCAUGGAGGACCUGAUCAAGCCGAAGAUGCCCACCCUGUCACCACGGAAACUCGCCCUGGUCUCCAAGGGGCUCUCCUUAAUUUACGGCACUGCCUGCAUCACCGUGGCGGCUCUUUCGUCCUUGCUUGGAGGGGGGGUGCUGCAGGGCUCCUUCACGGUCAUGGGGGUGGUCAGUGGGCCCCUCCUGGGCGCCUUCAUCCUGGGCAUGUUCUUCCCCACCUGCAACACCUGGGGGGUUUUCUCCGGCCUCGGCGUUGGCUUCCUCCUCUCCUUUUGGGUCGCUGUGGGGGGCACCCUCUACCCCCCCAGUGCCAGCACCAUGGGCGUCCUGCCCUCCUACGCAGACCUCUGCCCCCUCUACAACGUCUCCCAGGGGGCCAACAGCACCCUGCUCUACGGGCCGCUGCCCCCCCAGACACCCCUGGAGCAGCCAGAGAGGCCGGCCAUUGCAGACGACUUCUAUGCCAUCUCCUACCUCUACUACGGGGCCCUGGGCACCCUCAGCACGGUGGCUGCUGGGCUCUUGACCAGCUGCCUGAAAGGCUCUGCUGGUGAGGGGAGCAAGCGCCCAGCGGUGCUGUGGUGGGAUGUCAUGAAGAGGCCGCUGGAGACGACCCCCGAGGAGGACACUGCUGGUCCGCAGAAGGAGGCACUGGACUCGGCCUCCCUGGCUCUUGGCUUCGGGGGGGAGGAGAAGAGCCUGCUGGCCGCGGGGGAGGCGGCCCUCCCCAGGGGCUCCGCAGAGUCCGUCUGCACCUGCCAGGCUCUGGACCACGGCUGCUUCCACCUCCUCCGAGAGACUUGCGUCUAGGGCCGGAGGGCGGCGGGAGAGCAGAAGGACAUCGGACUCUCCAAGGGAUGAAGGCAAAGACACCUCCCCAAGUGGACGGACACAUUCCUCACCCGGGGGCCGUUUCUCCCCUGCGUCUGCCUUACGCCAGCCGCUCCUGAGGGCCCCAUGCCAAGUAGACAGGGGUGUGCCAUUGUGCAAAA